Molecule: messenger RNA, 1701 nt
Organism: Oryzias latipes (Japanese medaka)
Lineage: Eukaryota; Metazoa; Chordata; Actinopteri; Beloniformes; Adrianichthyidae
Product: SH2 domain-containing protein 1B
Biological process (GO): regulation of immune response; regulation of signal transduction
Source: RefSeq, a predicted model, not a curated record
CACUCUUUAUGUCUUGCUCAAAUAAAACGCAGAGUCUCUGUCAGAGUCUGAGCAGUUGACAGGAAGCAGAAGCUGAGGUGGAUGUGCCGCUCUUCAGUCUGCGUUUGCCAUGGCGUCUGCUCUGCCGGAGUGCUACCAUGGUCCCUUAAGCAAGGCAGAGUGUGAGGAGCUGCUGGCCAAGAAGAACAAGGAUGGAGCGUACCUGAUCCGAGACAGCGAGACCAUCCAGGGAGCCAUGUGCCUGUGUGUGUUGAAACGGCGUGUGGUGCAUACAUACAGACUUUUCCAGACCCACUCAGGAAACUACACUCUCAUGACUGCAUCAGGUGUGAAUGAAACAACAUUCAAGACUUUAGAAGAUCUGAUCCGUAAUUAUAAGAGAAAAAACCAGGGCUUGGUCAUACACCUGAGGCACGCCGUCAAAAGGAAGACGGACUUGCUGAUCCAGAGAGGGGUGCCCAAUGUCCCUGAAAGACGAUCGGCCAGUCAUCCGCCCCAGAGGAAGAUGGUUGCAGACGAAGACCAGCAUGAUUAUGAGAAUCUUGCUGAUUCUGAAUACGUAGAAGUCCUUCCCGAUUGACUAAAAAAGAAAGCUGAAAUCAUUGGGAAGAAAUGCAGAUGCAAAAAGACAAGACAUUUUUCUCCCACUCCUAUCCUUGAAAUGCCUGUUCAAUGAUUUCUGGAUGAUCCUCAAGCAAAGGACAAGAAGACGACACAGCACCUUAAAACGGAUAUUUUAAAGCUUUGAAAAUGAACCAGCAAGUGUUUUCAUGGGGAGGUUUGUCUGCUCUGACGCUCAGUGUGAGGAAAGAAAAAACAACAGACUUGACCUGAGCAUGGACAACAAGCUCAAGAUUUUUUAAAAACAAUAUUUUUACUGGUCACUUUUUUAAUACAGUGCAGAGUUUGGGGGGAUUUUGCUGUAUUUUGGGCCAAAAGGAAUAAUUUUUAACAGUUUUUGGACAGAGUCUGCAUGUUCUUCAUGCGGAGGAUCCUCCUGCUCCACCACAGAGCAGGAAUAUGCUGAUUUGAAAGGACUUCAUCUCUCUCUCUGUGGCAGACAGGAAGAAGUGAGUGCAGAAACACCAGGAUCAUUCGGAUUCAUUACAAAAAUGUCAGUUCGUUCUCACUUUUGAGUUGAAUUGCAGCCUGACCAUGACAGUGACUUUCUGUCUGUUCCUCUGAUGCUGGCUGCGGUUUCACUCGUGCAGUACAAAGACUCAGUGUAAAGACAGCUCUCCACUAGGAAGCUAUUCAUCACAGACUUUGUAGCUUAGAGAUAAAUGAAGAGUCUGUGCAUAGUUAUAGAAGUGAAAACGCAGAUAUAACCUUGGUGUGGGAAGUGCAAGGACAUGCAUGUGUAAAGUGAGAUGCAUUCACUUCUUGCUGAGGUACACUGUUAGUUACAUGAAACCACAUUAAAGAGUCUACAGCUGUCCUUUAACAAACAUGUACAUGCCUCCAAAAGCAAAUGAAGACUAAAGCAUCACACCGAACAAAGUAUGCAACAAUGCACAGCUUUUCUGCAUUUUAUAAGAAUUAGUUUUGCUUUUUGAUACAAGAUGAAAACGUUGUUUGAUUGUUUUUACUGUUUGACAGUCUGUCUGUGCUGCAUGUUUGUUUUAACGCUGUAAAACCACAAAUGUUUGCACAAGUUUGUGGGAGAUCCUGUCGGGGCACAAAGUUAUUUAAAAAAAAAAA